AUGAGGCUUCUAAAUAUCACCAGGCUCCGAUUGGAGCUGUUUACCGCGGCGCCGCCCAAGUACGCCGUCGUCUCCCACAGAUGGACAGAGAAAGAAGUCACACUCGAGGACAUGAGAAACCGGACUGGACUACCUACGCAACCUGAAUUCUCCAAGAUAUUGCACGCCGGGCUGAAUGCCAAGACGGUUGGCCUCGAACACAUGUGGAUUGACACAUGCUGCAUCGACAGAAAUAGCCACGCGGAGCUCUCGGAUGCGAUCAACUCCAUGUUUCAAUGGUACUGCGGUGCAGAAAUAUGCCUCGUAUACCUGGAAGAUGUCUCCUCACUCGAGGACCUCGGGAGGAGCGAGUGGUUUCGGAGAGGCUGGACGCUACUGGAGCUCGUUGCACCAAAGAAGGUGGUUUUCUUCGACCGCUAG
Molecule: messenger RNA, 420 nt
Organism: Metarhizium album ARSEF 1941
Lineage: Eukaryota; Fungi; Ascomycota; Sordariomycetes; Hypocreales; Clavicipitaceae
Product: Heterokaryon incompatibility
Exons: 1
Coding region: 1-420 (139 amino acids)
Source: RefSeq, a predicted model, not a curated record